AUGACGUCUGUAACUCAGUAUGCCCACACGGAUCACCUCGGGCAGAUCUUCCAAGGCCUGCGGAGCGCUGCCCACGAUGCUCGAUUGCAAGCUGCAACAGAAUUGCGUCGCUAUGUUGCAAUGACUGUCGCAGAAAUGCCAUCUGAUGCUGUAGCAAAACUUUGGGAUGAUGACAUCAACAAACGCUUGUUCGACCUUAUGCACAGUCAGAAUAAUGUAGAUAGAUUAGGCGGACUUCUGGCCAUAGAUCACCUCCUUGAAAGUGAAGGAGAGGACACUAUUGGUUCAAAGAAGUACCUCUUUCGGUUUUAUAACUACGUCAAGCAGCUACUGCCAAAUCACGAUGUCAACAUCAUGCUGGCAGCAUCCAAAACACUCGGCCAAAUUGCUGCAAUUGGUGGCGCCGACUUCGGAGAACGUUUUAUGGAUUUAGAGGUUCCAGCUGCAGUGGAACUGUUACAGGGUGACAAGCAGGAGUCUCCCCGCUAUGCCGGAGUGCUUAUCCUGAAGGAGCUCGCACGCAACAGUGCGAUAUAUUUUCAUUCCCACAUCAGCCUCGUAUUUGACAAGAUACUCAUACCUCUUCGGGACUCUCGAAACAUUGUCAGGGAGGGAGCUGCAGAGCUUCUUGCUGCAUGCCUUGAGAUUGUUACAACACGUGAACGGCAAACACGUACGACUUACCUCAUGAAGAUUCUUCAGGACGCGCAACUGGGACUCAAAAUGUCACAACCUGAAGUCAUUCAUGGGUCUCUUCUCACAUACCGAGAACUGUUGUUACAUGGUGAUAUGGCAAGUUUUAUGAGAGAAUCGUUUUUGGAUACUGCGGAACAAAUUCUUCGCUUCAAAUCACAUCGAGACGGUCUCGUUCGCAAGAUGGUCAUCACCCUAAUCCCGACUCUCGCUGCCUACGAAACGCAAGUUUUCUCGGAACAUCACCUGCACAAAUCCAUGGGACAUCUACUAACUCAGCUGGAAAAGCCAAACGAGAGGUCCUUUGCAUUCAUCGCCAUCGGUCAUACUGCCACCGCCGUAGGAAGUGAUAUGAAACCUUUCCUCGAUUCUAUCAUGGCUCAAAUCAAGCUUGGUUUACAAGCCAGGGGAAAGAAGAAUGCCCCUUCUGAAGAACCUAUUUUCCAAUGUGUCGGAAUGCUUGCUUCGGCUGUUGGUCCGAACCUCACAAAGCUUCUUCACGAUCAACUUGAUUUAUUCUUUGCGUGCGGCCUGAGUGAGCCUCUUAGACAGGCGCUGAUGGCUAUUGCACGUAAUAUCCCUCCUUUGCUAAAGACUAUCCAAGACCGUCUACUGGAUCUACUUUCCAUGAUCUUAUGUGGACAACCUUAUAAAGCCAUCGGAGCCCCACCUUCCCUUGUCAGGACUGACGUAUCUGCGUUUACGAGAGACUUGAGCUCAUCUCAGACAACUAGGAGCGGUAAGAGUCCUGAGCUCAUCACACUUGCGUUGUCCACGCUUGGCACCUUUGACUUCAGCGGUCACAUCUUGAACGAGUUUGUCCGCAAUGCGGCGCUUCCUUAUCUGGAAGACGACAAUGCAGAGGUUCGACGUGCUGGUGCUCUCACUUGUUGCAGACUGUUCGUCAGGGACCCAAUUUGCUACCAAGCGAGUAGUCACGCGAUUGAAAUAAUCAGUGACGUUCUCGACAAACUGCUCACAGUAGGCAUUGCAGACCCAGACCCUACCAUUCGGCAAACUGUUCUAUCCUCUCUUCAUGAAAGGUUUGAUAAGCACUUGGCGCAAGCGGAGAACGUCAGGUCAAUCUUUAUCGCCUUGAAUGAUGAGGUCUUCGAGAAUCGUGUUACUACUGUCACUUUGAUUGGACGUCUUGCCAAGCAUAAUCCUGCCUACGUCAUGCCGUCCUUGCGUAAGGCUCUGAUACAACUAUUGACAGAGUUAGAAUACUCAACUGUAAUGCGAAAUCGCGAAGACUGCACCCGCCUUCUCACUCUCUUGGUGGGCGCGACUCAACGUCUCAUAAAGCCAUAUGCACUCCCUAUGCUCCGCGUCCUACUGCAGAAGGCGAAUGACAGUAACCCGGCUGUAGCUGCAAAUGUCCUCAUGUGUCUCGGGGAACUGGCAGCUGUUGGCGGGGAAGAUGUGGCUCCUCAUAUCCCGGAGCUCAUGCAGGUCAUCAUCUCCAGACUCUCCGACCCGGCUCAUGUCAAGCGUGAUGCUGCUCUCCACACUCUCGGCCAGUUGUGUUCUAGCACCGGAUAUGUCAUAACACCCUUGGUGGACUAUCCUCAGUUACUUCCAAUCUUGGGACGCAUCUUGAGAAGCGAAUCCGCUCCGCAUGCACGCCGCGAGGUCGUAAGAGAAGUCGUUAAAGUUCUCGGUAUCCUUGGAGCUCUGGAUCCAUAUAGGCGAAAGGCGAGACCGGAUGAGGAAGUCACGAAUGAAACACCACUUCCUGCUGUCAAUGCUGUCGCCAUUUCUCAAACAGGGUCAUUGACGGGUAGCGACGACUACUACCAGACCGUUGUGAUCACGUCUCUCCUGGCUGUUUUGAAGGAUCAGUCACUUAGCAAUCACCACCACACCGUCAUCGAAGCGAUCAUGAACAUUUUCAGGACGCAAGGGUUGAAAUGUGUGGCCUUCCUACCGCAGAUCAUUCCUGCCUUUACUGCCGUGGCUCGCACCUCCACAGCCCGUUUGCAAGAAUUUCACCUGCAGCAAUUGGCUAUCCUAGUCGGGAUAAUUAAGCAACAUAUCCGCAAUUAUAUGCCAGAGGUCUUUAGCCUUGUGACGGAACUUUGGGAGAACGCCUCCCUUCAGCUUCCCAUAGUAUCGUUGAUCGAGGCGCUGGGGAAGGCUUUAGACGCCGAGUUCAAACCUUUUCUGCCAACUAUCCUGCCUCAUCUUCUGAAAGUUUUCGAAGGAGACCUCGAGAAGAAAAUGACUACUCAGAUUAAGAUUUUUGAUUCUUUCCUCACAUUCGGGGCAAAUAUCGAGGAGUACCUUCACCUCGUCAUCCCCGUUAUUGUCAAAUCCGCCGAACGACCUGAUGCUACCACUCUGCUCCGCAAGAAAGCAAUACAGACUAUAGCUCAUUUAUCCCUCCGCGUCAAUUUCUCUGACCACGCUUCUCGCAUCGUCCACCCCUUGAUCCGUGUGCUAGAGGGUAACAACAACGAGCUUCGACAGGCGGUGAUGGACACCCUGUGUGCACUAGUUGUCCAACUCGGAUCUGAUUUUGCUAUUUUCGUGCCCACUAUCAACAAGUGCCUGCUCCGGAAUCGUAUACCUCAUCCCAGGUAUGAGAAUUUGAUAUCGAAGCUCCUGAAUGGGGAACGUCUACCACAGGAGCCAGGCACUCAUGACUUGCUCGAAUCCAAGGCUGCAGAAAUCUCUGUGCCUGCGGAAGCGGCUAAAUUGACUGUAAACCAACAGCAUUUGAAGCAAGCGUGGGACGUGUCCUCUGCGAGCACAAGGGAAGACUGGACAGAGUGGAUGCACCGCCUUUCUGUAGAGUUGAUGAAGGAAUCUCCGUCGCACGCGCUUCGGGCUUGCAUGAGCCUUGUCGAUAUUCACCCUCCUUUGGCGAAAGAACUGUUCAAUGCAGCAUUUAUAUCCUGCUGGACAGAACUCUAUGAUCAGUAUCAAGAAGGCCUCGUGCGAUCCAUCGAAUGCGCCAUCACCUCUACCACUGCUCCGUCUGAUCUCGUGCACCGACUGCUUAGCUUAGCUGAGUUCAUGGAACAUGAGGAGAAGCCACUCCCCAUCGAACAUCGCACUCUGGGAGAGUAUGCCAUGAGGUUCCAUGCUUAUGCGAAAGCUCUUCACUACAAGGAGCUCGAAUUCUUUACUGAAACCUCCCCGAACAUUAUCGAAGCGUUAAUCGGAAUCAACACCAAGCUACAGCAACACGACGCCGCUUGGGGUACUCUCAUCAUUGCUCGAGAGCAGUACGACGUCAGCAAGCAUGAGGAAUGGUACGAGCGCCUGGGCAGAUGGCAAGAGGCACUUAACGCGUACGAAAAGAAAGCUCAAGAGGAUCCAGACGCACCCGACGUCCAGAUCGGGCGCAUGAAAUGUCUGCAUGCCCUGGGUGAAUGGGAUCAACUUGCCGCUCAAGUAGAUGAGAACUGGUCAAAUGCCAAUCACGAGGAUCGCCGCGAAAUAGCUCCGAUGGCUGCUGCAGCGGCAUGGUCACUUCGUGAAUGGGAUUCGAUGGAUGAUUAUAUCGCUGCCAUGAGGGCCGAUUCACCAGAUAGAGCGUUCUACAAAGCGAUUCUUUCUGUCCAUCAGAAUCAAUUCCCAAAGGCUCUGAAGGAGAUCGGCAAAGCAAGAGACUUACUCGAGCCAGAGUUGACUUCCUUUGUUGGAGAAGGAUACGGCCGGUCUUACAACACUCUUGUUCGCGCACAGAUGCUCUCGGAGCUGGAGGAGAUUAUUGUGUAUAAACAGUAUGCAGAUCAAACUGACCGCCAGGCAGCAAUGCGAAAAACUUGGAUGAAGAGACUGCAAGGCUGUCAACCAGAUGUCGAAACCUGGCAACGGAUUCUGCAAGUUAGAGCCCUUGUCCUCAACCCAGAAGAUGACCCUGUUAUGUGGAUCAAAUUCGCGAACCUUUGCCGCAAGUCAGACCGUAUGGCAUUGGCAGAGAAGACGAUCAAUUCAUUGCUUUCACCGGAAAGGCUACAGCAUCUUCGAGACGACCAGCACAUGAAAGCUCCUCCAAACGUUGUCUAUGCGCAACUCAAAUAUAUGUGGUCCACCGGCGCUCGUGAGGAAAGCCUCAACUUCUUGCGGCAAUUCUCUGCAAGCCUUGCAAGGGAUUUGCAGGUGGAAUCUAAGGAUCACUCACAAAGAUCUGGUGUUGGUAAAGCUAAGCUGGAUGAACUCUCACGUCUUCUCGCUCGUUGUUACUUCAAACAAGGGCAAUGGCAAGUAGAACUGAAGGAAGAUUGGGGCGCUCGGAAUGUCAAAGACAUACUGCAUUCGUACCUUUUGGCAACCCACUAUGAUCCUAAUUGGUAUAAGGCCUGGCAUACAUGGGCGCUAGCUAAUUUCGAGGUCAUUGGCCAUCUGGAGAGUCAAAAGGAAAGCACAGCUGUCGACAUCCCCGGGAGUGGACUUGCUGCCCAUAUCGUGCAGGCUGUUCAAGGGUUCUUUCGCUCGAUCGGCCUCCGAAAUGAGAACGCUUUACAAGAUACUCUUCGGUUGCUCACGCUGUGGUUCAAGUUUGGCGCACACGACGAUGUCAGCCAAGCCAUGGCCAGCGGCUUCUCCGUGGUCGAGGUUGAUACGUGGUUGGAAGUCAUUCCUCAGAUCAUUGCCCGCAUCCAAACUCCAAGCGUCAAUGUGCGGCGAAAUAUCAACAACCUUCUUACCGAAGUUGGAAAACACCACCCCCAGGCCCUUAUAUAUCCUUUGACUGUAGCUUCCAAGUCCUCUAGCAUAUCUCGGAAGAAUGCAGCCCUGGCCAUUAUGGACAGAAUGAGAGAACACAGCCCUAUCAUCGUGGAACAGGCGCUUGUUGUCAGUCAUGAACUCAUCCGAGUUGCCAUUCUUUGGCACGAGAUGUGGCACGAAGGUUUAGAAGAAGCCUCUCGUCUUUUCUUCAAUGACAAAAAUCCCGAGGGGAUGAUCGCGACUUUGGAGCCCCUCCAUGAGAUGCUCGAGGCUGGGCCAGCAACAGCUAGGGAAACAUCAUUCGCGCAAACAUUUGGUCGCGACUUGCAUGAAGCUCGGGAGGCUUGUCGGCGGUAUCGCGCAUUCGGCGAGAUGUCAGAGCUGAACAAAGCUUGGGACAUCUACUAUGGGGUCUUUAGAAAAGUGGAGAAGCAGUUACCCCAAUUGACUACAUUGGACCUGCAAUAUGUAUCACCGCAAUUGCUAAAAGCCCGCGAUCUUGAUCUGGCGAUGCCCGGAACAUAUCAGAGUGGCCGAGACGUCGUUCGCAUUGCAUCAUUCGCCACCAAGCUCACUGUUAUAGCUUCCAAGCAGCGGCCACGGCGACUAUCCCUGAAGGGCAGUGAUGGUCAGGACUACCAAUAUGGUUUGAAAGGGCACGAAGACUUGCGUCAAGACGAGCGUGUUAUGCAGUUGUUCAGUCUUGUCAAUACCCUUCUGUCCGUCGAUACCAACAGCUUCAAGCGACGCUUACAUAUCCAGCGUUACUCUGUCAUUCCAUUGGCACCCAACGCCGGUCUCUUUGGCUGGGUAAAGGACAGCGAUACUUUGCAUGUCCUUGUUCGUGACUAUCGAGACUCUCGCAAAGUUCUUUUGAACAUAGAGUAUAGACUAAUGCUCCAGAUGGCACCGGACUACGAGAACCUAACGUUACUACAAAAGGUUGAAGUAUUUGAAUAUGCGUUAGAGAAUACCACCGGUCAGGAUCUAUAUCGCGUCCUAUGGCUGAAGAGCGCAAAUUCAGAGCACUGGCUUGAACGCCGUGCGACCUACACCCGCUCUCUGGCAGUGAACAGCAUGGUUGGCCAUAUUUUGGGUCUUGGCGACCGCCAUCCGUCCAAUCUAUUACUGGAGCGCACGACCGGCAAAGUUGUUCACAUCGAUUUCGGUGACUGCUUUGAAGUCGCCAUGCAUCGCGAGAAGUUCCCCGAGAAGAUUCCGUUCAGACUUACUCGUAUGCUCACACAUGCCAUGGAGAUAAGCGGCAUUGAAGGAAGCUUCCGGCAUACCUGUGAAAUCACCAUGUCCGUGCUGCGCGCGAAUAAGGAAUCCCUUAUGGCAGUCCUGGAGGCCUUUGUUUAUGACCCCCUGAUAAAUUGGCGGCUUAUGCAAGCUGACGUUGAUUCACGCCGACCUGAAGAUGGCGAAACCGAUCCUGUUCGUGCUGCUGAACUUGCUAAAGUAUCGGGAUAUCCUCAAGGUCCAACUCGCAAGCUGCGCGCGAAUGAAAACGACAUUUUCAACGAGGUUGUCGGGGGACCUGGAGCGAGGCAAGAAGUCCGGAACGAGCGUGCAUUACUUGUCUACAAUCGUGUCCAGCACAAGCUCACAGGGCGUGACUUCAACCCUGACAUUGUCCUUCCCGUUCCUGCUCAAGUCGAUAAACUUAUCUUGCAGGCCACCUCACUCGAGAACCUCUGUCAAUGCUUUUCUGGAUGGUGUGCAUUUUGGUAACAAGUGUCUGUUGUCUCGUCCAUCUCAUAUAAAUAGAUAUCUACAUGUUCUACAUUUCUGUACCUAUACAAUAGUCACAUCUGCAAUUUUGCUUUCUAUUAGUUGCUAAUAGCAAAU
Molecule: messenger RNA, 7224 nt
Organism: Suillus fuscotomentosus
Lineage: Eukaryota; Fungi; Basidiomycota; Agaricomycetes; Boletales; Suillaceae
Product: phosphatidylinositol 3-kinase
Exons: 32
Coding region: 1-7107 (2368 amino acids)
Biological process (GO): TOR signaling; negative regulation of macroautophagy; protein phosphorylation
Cellular component (GO): TORC2 complex; nucleus; TORC1 complex
Molecular function (GO): protein binding; protein-containing complex binding; protein serine/threonine kinase activity
Source: RefSeq, a predicted model, not a curated record